CAACAGCGGGGCGUGGAUCGAAGCAAACGCGCAACGCGCCCAGCAAGCGCCCGUACGGGAGAGAAGGGAAGGAUUUGAAGAGAGGCGGUGCGAGAGAAACCUCGGAUUGCACGCGAAGGAAUGCCUCCCAAACCCGGCAAGAAGCGAGGGAGAGAGUCUACCGCCGGAACAACGUCCGGCAGCAGUCCAGCAACAGCAGACAACCUUCCCUCCAACGCCGCCGCUGCCCCAGGCUCUGCGCCUGCCGCUUCUCGUCGCACGAGAUCGAACAGCGUUACCUCCCAGCAUGACGAUGAUGGCGAUGGCUCUCGGGCAACGAAACGGAGCAGGCGCGGAGGCCCUGGCGGGACGGAUUCCAACGACGACGAUGUUGAUAUGGAUGAUGGGGAGGAGGAGGAAGGGCCAGCGGGGCCGCCGGUCGCCAACGGCGGACAGGCGGCGGCGGCCGCUGCUGCCGGCGCCACGAAAAAGGGGAACCGGCGCAAGAGCGCCAGCGCUGCUGCAGAGAAUGGCGAGCCCAGCGCCGCCGGCCAACCCGCCGCCAAGCGAGGCCGUAAGAGCACGUCGUCGGUAGCGUCAGCGGCGCCCGCGGCGCCUGGAGCGGGGGCUCCUCCUAUCGCUAACGGGUGGGUGGCCCCGGUCGCGACAGCAGGAGCGGCCGAGGGGGGUAGGCCGCCCCUCCCGGCCUCACGAACGCCGUCGGCGGGAGCGGCGCUAGUAGGCGGGCGGGGAGCCGGAGGGCGAGGGUCUGGUGCCGCCGUUGCUACUGCCGGUGCCGGUGGAACACCGUCGGCAGGAGAGAGCGGGAGGGCCGCCGCCGCUUCCGCCGGCCGCAGCAACGGCGGCGGCGGCGGCCGUGUGGCGGGGCCGGCCACUGUCGCCGCCGUGGCUGCGGAACAGGCGAGGUUGCAGACGCAGGCGGCGGCGAUGGCGGAAGCCGCCGUCCAGGCGCGCGCGCGGGCGCAGCAGCGGCAGCGGCAGCAGCAGGCCUCUCCGGCGGCGGCGGGCCCCGCAGCGCCUUCCCCCGUGCCCGCUGCCCGACUGCGGCGCGUGACGGGACCCGGGGCGAGCAACGACGACGACGAUAGCAAUGGUAGCGACGGUGGUGGUGGUGGUCGCGGUGGUACUGGAGAGGGGAGUGGCGCGGGGGCGGAGGUGGGGAUCGUCGGCCGGAGGUGGCGGUCCGCGGUUGCGAGGGGAAAGGGCGCGUGGGCGGUGGCUAGUCGCAAGGCUAUGCCGAACGGCGGCGGCCCCUCCGUCAGGUUCAUUGCGGGCAGCAGGGAGGUGCUCCCCGUGGUCCAGAGGGCAACACUCAAGUGCCUCAUUUUCCUCGUCUUGCUGCUGGGAGCGCGCAUGAUCUGGACAGCCACGCUGCGGGUAAGAUAG
This is a messenger RNA of Ectocarpus sp. CCAP 1310/34, 1386 nucleotides long. Lineage: Eukaryota; Phaeophyceae; Ectocarpales; Ectocarpaceae. The record is from the annotation of a GenBank genome assembly.